CUCUCUCGCGCUCCGUCGUCCGAGGCUUCUGCCCCUAACAAAGAUGGCUGCCCACUCUGCCUUACCCCGCCCUUCAGCAGGUGUCAAAUACGAGACUCUUUCACUUUCGAGUCACUGUUGACGGGAGAUGGCGCCGAUUCCGAAGACUGUGGGGCGGAUCAAGCUAGAUUGCCCUCUGCGGCCUGGCUGCCCGCUGGGGGUCGCUGCUGUCCCCAAACUCUGCAAGGAAUUCGGUCCUGAGGACUACGGCGAAGAGGACAUAGAGGAUUUUCUUCGACGGCUUGUGGAGAGUGAUCCCCAGGGCCUGCACCAGAUCCGUGUGGAUGGGAGCAGCGGGCGGCUGCAGCUGUGGCACCAUGAUUACCUCCUGAACCGUUUCCAUGACGAGGGGAAAACGACUGGACAGAGUGAUGACAGGGGCAAGAGGGCUGAGGGAGUGGGCACUUACUGUGGUCUCCAAAAGUCCUUCCUCUACCCUCCCCAAGGGUCUAAGCCCUGCCCUCAAAGCCCCUCUGCCUCGGCAUCCUUCCCCAGUGGUUCAGACAGCCUAUUCCAGGUGGCCAUGCCCCAGAAGCUCCUGCUGACUGAAGAGGAAGCCAACCGCCUGGCUGAGGAGCUGGUGGCUGAGGAGGAGCGCAUGAAACAGAAAGCAGAGAAGAAACGACUCAAGAAGAAGCGUCAAAAGGAUCGAAAGCGACAGGAGCGCUUGGAGCAGGCUGGCGGGGAGACCAAGGCCAAGAUAACCUCAGAUGGGGAUGGGAGCCCCCCAUCCAGCCCUGGGAACCCAGCUCCAGGACAGUGUGGUGAGGAAGAGGACUCACUGGAUCUAUCUAGCACUUUUGUGUCUCUGGCUUUGCGCAAGGUUGGGGAUUGGCCCCCCAGUGCCCGCAAAGAGAAGGGACUGAGCCAGGAGCCCCAAGGCAAAAGCCUGGGCCCCCAGGAGAAGAUGGGCCAAGAGGAAGGGAGCCUUCCAGGAGAAGAGAGCCCCAGGGAGAGUCCUAAAGCAGAGGCAUCUCCGGGACUGCUGGCAGCUGCCUUACAACAGAGCCAGGAGCUGGCAGAGUUGGGUACCAGCUUUGCCCAAAAAGGUUUCUACCGCAAGGCCGUGGUCCUCUUCACCCAGGCCUUGAAGCUCAACCCCCGGGACCACCGGUUAUUUGGAAAUCGCUCCUUCUGCCAUGAGCGGCUGGGUCAGCCGGCGUGGGCCCUGGCCGAUGCUCAGGUGGCCCUCACUCUACAGCCUGGCUGGCCCCGGGGCCUCUUCCGCCUGGGCAAGGCCUUGAUGGGACUGCAGCGUUUCGAGGAGGCAGCUGCUGUGUUCCAGGAGACUCUGAGAGGCGGGUCCCAACCUGAUGCAGCCCGGGAGCUCUACUCUUGCCUUCUGCAACUCUCUCUGGAUCAGCGAAGAGGAAUCCGUGCACCACCUCUGUCCACUGGGUUCCCCCAGCCAUUUCUCCACGCUGAGCUCAGUCGCCCUCGAAGCACUGCUCCAAGGGCCCCUGGCCUUCUGUCUCCACCCCUGCAUUAUCCUCCAUGUCACCCGAGCCAUUCCAACUGGCCCCUUCCCCAGACUCAGAGUGGAAGACCCCCUCCUCACCAGCUCCAGGACCCCUCAAAGGACUGGGGCAUCCUGGGACGUGGGCCCCAGCAUCUACCUCAGGCCAGAUGAAGGAGGACUUGACCCUCACAGGACAAGGCCAUGUGUGCACAGGGAUGAGAGACACUAUCUGGUGGCAGUUCACCACGUGUUUUGAGACCUUGUACUCUAAUACCAUAGUUAAGGACACCCCUGGCAGUCUUUCCUCUUGCCAUGGAGACUUUCUGAUGAGAGAAAGGAGCCAUGCAUCCACUGAAACAGCCUUUCUUUGGUUCUCAAGCAGAUGGCUUCUUUUGGGGACAGUAAGGAAAAAUAAAAAAAGGCUCAAGAAAGGAUCUGUACAAAAGUUCAGGUUUUCAGACUAUAACAGGCCCAGCAGAGGGGGCAUUUGGGGCUUGCUCUGCUUGUUGGCCCUGGGGGACUCAUUGGCCAGCCAGAGGUCUGUGCUCAGGAAUGGGGUCACAGUGAUGAGUGAGGCCCGAGUCCUGCCCCUCAGCUGGAUGGAUGCUCACCUCUUCCUAAUCCCAGUUCCUGCCCUGUUUUCUCCAGCCCCAGCUCCUUCUGCCCUGUUUCCUGUCCACAUUUCUAUGCACAUUCUGACCUCUCCUUUGCCCAGUAGUUGAUGCUCACCUCCUCCCACUGCUAGAAAAUUCACCAAGGCUUUUGCAUUUAGGAAGUCCCUUACCACCCACUGCCUGGAGCUGGCAGAGCCCAUACAUCUCCACACUCCCUCACUGCUGGUCUCCUGCUGAUAGGGCCUCAGCAGGUGCCCAGGCUGCUGCCACCUUGGCUAUGCUCUUUCUCUGCUCCAGCACUGAGCAUUGUAACUAGCCUUUCCCCAUGGGAAUGUACUCAGUUUUUCCACCAAGGGUCCCUGCCCCCAAAGAAGGCUAUAUACUUCCUGUGUAAGAAUCAUCAUCACCUUUUGGUUUCUCCUCUAAGAUCCUGGCAGCUGCCCCUGGCUGGUUCCUCCCUAGCCCUGCCUAGGACUCUCAGCUCAUUUAAAUGUGGAUCUGCAGGGGACUUUUAGGCCUCCCAGAAUGCCUUUCCCAGAGGAACCAUUCAUCACAAUGAAUGAUUCUUGCUGCCCUUUGGGUCUUGCUCAACACCAUUCACACCUGGAGACAGGAGGUACUGAAACACCUCCUUUAUAUAGGGCUUUCCCACCUCCUUUUAUUGUUUAUAAUUACAGGCCUCGUAGAUACACAUCUCAGGAUGAAGUCUGCCAUUACUAGUUGGGUCACUUUGGGCACGUCUCUCAAUGUCUGUGCCUCAGUUCCCUCAUCUAUAAAAUGGGCAAUCCCUACCUCACAGGGCUGUUGUGAGGACGGAAAGAGCAAGUGUGAGAAAAUACUCACCAAGUGCCUGGUACAGAGUGGGUGUUAAAUAAACCAAAUUUUAUCUGCAACUGUCCUACAUGUUCAUGAAUCCCACAGUGGGAAGAGAGAUGUAUGAGUGAAUUGCUGCUUAUUUCACAAAAUAAAGAGUUCCUGGGACUGUGGUUCUCAAAGUGUGGUCCCUGGACCAGCAGCAUCAGCCUCACCUGGGAACUUGUUACAAAUGCAGAUUCUCAGGCCCCACCCUAGACCUUCUAAGUCAGAAACUGCAGGAGUGGGACCCAGCUGUUUGUGUUUCAGUAAGCCCUCCAGGUGAUCCUGAUGCACCCUAACAUUGAGAAGCGGUGCCCUAGGACCUAGCAGAGGAGACGCCCAUCCAGAGGCCAUUUUGGUGGUACAGGUUUGAGUUUUGUUUAUCCAAGGCUUGAUUACAAGAGGUGGCAGCACUGGGCUAGAAUUUAGGAAGCUUCAAGUGGAGGGGGUUUGUGGCUCAGAGCCCGCUGACUGGACCCUGCCUUUCUAACUAGAAUUAUUUGCCCUGGGAGUUCUUUGCUUAUGCCUGGUUGGGGAGUGGAGUUCAGGAGAGGUGGUUAAGGGAUGAUUAUAUUACAGUGACUCCAUAAAAGGCCUGCCCAUCUGGCCUUCUUGUUCUGGGCCAAGAGGGUUACUUCUCUGCUUUGGGGACUCCAUUAGGGCUCCUGGCCCCUCAGAGAAUGGACACCCACCACUACUGUGUAGUAUCUUUGCUUUCAGGCUGAGCUGGCUCCUUGCUCUUCCAGCCUCUCGAAGAAAUGUCCCCUCCCCAGUACUUCUUAGCCUAUCCUGGAUUUGAAUCUUCUCCAAGAGCCACAGGACUCCUGACACCUGGACCACCGCCCCCCCCCUCCCCCGCUUUGCCCCACACUCACACCGCUAACUGGUACGGUUCUGACCCAGCAGCCUGAGUUCUGAGUCCCCAGAGCUGGAAGCAGAGUGAUCCCCCAUCCUGGUUUUCCUGGGACUG
Molecule: messenger RNA, 3937 nt
Organism: Diceros bicornis minor
Lineage: Eukaryota; Metazoa; Chordata; Mammalia; Perissodactyla; Rhinocerotidae
Gene: TTC31
Product: tetratricopeptide repeat domain 31
Exons: 13
Coding region: 128-1669 (513 amino acids)
Molecular function (GO): protein binding
Source: RefSeq, a predicted model, not a curated record